Molecule: messenger RNA, 1397 nt
Organism: Scatophagus argus
Lineage: Eukaryota; Metazoa; Chordata; Actinopteri; Scatophagidae
Gene: ompa
Product: olfactory marker protein a
Exons: 2
Coding region: 184-684 (166 amino acids)
Biological process (GO): sensory perception of smell; signal transduction
Source: RefSeq, a predicted model, not a curated record
AACGUGAUGGAAAUAGUUGGAAAGGGGAGGAGAAAGAGAGGGAGGGAGGGAGGGAGGGAGGGAGGGAGGAGGAAGAGGUGAAAUCAGAAAUUGUGCCAGAGCUCUAUCUAUCACAGCUUCCAUCCAGACAGACAGGCAGGCCUCCCCUCUCCUCAGCCCAGGACUACACCCUCCAGGUCGGACAUGCACAGCGCCGAGGCUCCCUCCAACACACUGGUGCUGGAGUUUAAGGAGGACGCGGCGCUGACGGAGAUGAUGCGUCUUCGCGUGUCGUCCUUGCAGCGGUCGGGACAGAAGCGUCAGGACGGCGAGCGUCUUCUCCUUCCCCAUGAGGCCGUGUAUCGCCUGGACUUCCCCUCUCAGGAGCUGAACUUCUCCCGCUGGCACUUCUCGCUCGCCGCCUACGGUCGUGUCACCAUCACCGGCAUUUCCCAGCACUGGACCCCUGACCUCACCAACCUGAUGACCCGUCAGCUGCUGGAGCCGAUCGGAACGUUUUGGCGAAACGCAGGAGACCCCGAGGACUCGCCGCUCAAAUGGCUGGAGGCGGACAUGCAGGAGUUCGGCGAAAGGAUCGCCGAGCUGGCCAAGGUCAGGAAGGUCAUGUACUUCCUGUUCGCUUUCAAGGAGGGCGCGGAGGCAGCCAACCUCAGCUGCUCGGUGGAGUUCACGGCAGACAAAUGACUUGUCGAUAGCAGAGUCCCGUUAGUUUAAAAUAAAACCUUUGCAUCUUUUGUUUUUUCAAGCAGUCAAAGAAAUCCACGAGCUUAAAUGUUAUCCCUGAAACACUCACUUCCUGUCUCUCCUCUCUUAGCUGCAACGUACAGGAAACCAGGCUGCACUUCCACAUCUUCAUGCACACAAAUUUAAAUCCACCUCAAGUCAAAGUUUCACCAGCACUUAUUGAAACAGCUUUAAAGAGUAUUUUUCACUAAGCACACACACCUGGGACAGAGAAUAAAGCAGGACGCAGAAGACGUAGGGAUCCACUUUAUGUGAACUGAAGACGGACCUGACCAGGAAGAGGUCCUGGUGCUACGUAAAAGAUCGAUGCAUCAUCAAUCAGCAGUUUUAAAAAAUGUUUAAAACUUGUACAGAAACACGAGCAUUCACUAAGAAAAUUAACAUGAUGUUGUCAUCCUAAUCAAUAAAUCAAAUUUGCAGAACUCCCAACUGAUAAAAAUGUUUGAUGAAGUCACAUAACUAACAGCAGAAAGAUUCCUCUUGUAAACGAAAAAAUGGCCUUUUCUGUUCAGCUGGAUGUUAAUCUGUGUGGCGACUUGCUCUGCGAGUUGCUUCUGUCGUAGCUGCUGCUGUAUUUUGUUUGUGAAAACUAGACGCAAAACAUCCAAUAUUCACAUUGCAUGACCGUCAGCCCGACACAAAACGGAGAUCAA